Molecule: messenger RNA, 867 nt
Organism: Hyphopichia burtonii NRRL Y-1933
Lineage: Eukaryota; Fungi; Ascomycota; Pichiomycetes; Serinales; Debaryomycetaceae
Gene: RAC1
Product: Rho family GTPase
Exons: 1
Coding region: 107-796 (229 amino acids)
Biological process (GO): regulation of cell shape; establishment or maintenance of cell polarity; actin filament organization
Cellular component (GO): cytoskeleton; cell cortex; plasma membrane
Molecular function (GO): GTPase activity; GTP binding; protein kinase binding
Source: RefSeq, a predicted model, not a curated record
AAAAAAAAAAAAGAGACUUGAAUAAAUUCAAAUAAAAAAAAAAUCUUUAUUGAAAAAUUCCAAAAACUCCUUUUGCUAUUCCUUCUAAGUAUAUUGCAUUUACAAAAUGAGAAGUAUCAAGUCAGUUGUUGUAGGUGAUGGUGGGGUUGGUAAAACAUGUUUAUUGAUUUCCUAUACUACCAACACCUUCCCCAAUGAUUAUAUUCCAACUGUUUUUGAUAAUUAUUCUGCUUCAGUAAUGAUUGAUGGAGAACCAAUCAAGUUGGGAUUAUGGGAUACCGCUGGUCAAAGUGAAUAUGAUCGUUUAAGACCACUAUCAUAUCCUCAAACGGAAAUCUUCUUAUGUUGUUUUUCAGUUAUAGAUCCUUAUUCUUUCCAUAAUGUUAAACUGAAAUGGAUACCGGAAAUAUACCAUCAUUCUCCAAAAGAUAUUUUGGUUUUACUUAUUGGUACCAAGAUUGAUUUAAGAGAUGAUUUACAUGUUUUAGAUGAAUUAAAUGAAAAAAAUUUAAAGCCAAUUACUUUUGAACAAGGUGCAAAACUGGCUAAAGAUUUGGGUGCUAUCAAAUAUAUGGAAUGUUCUGCAGCUACGCAAGUUGGAGUUAAAGAAAUUUUUGAUUACGCUAUUAGAGCAGUCUUGGAUCCUCCAAAUUCAAAAGAUUAUACUGUUCCUUCAGAAUCAAACGGGGUUGGUAUCCCCGGUGCUUCUAAAAAUUCAGUAAAUAAUAUGUCUGGUCAUAAUCCUCCAGUUAGAAAAAAGAAGGUUAAAAAGGCUAAGAAAUGUAAUAUUUUAUAAUUGACAUUUUUUCAAAGAUUCAAAUUAAUCCUUAAAGCUUUGCAUUUAUGAUCACUUUUCUCCUAAUUUUC